ACAUGUAUAAUUAAAAAAUUAGAAAUUUAUAUAUCAAUCAUUAUAACAUUUGGUUUGUGGUAGACUUUUGUAUAAUUAAUAAUUAAUUUAUGGUUAUAUUUAUGUUUACAAUAAAAAGAAAAAAUUCAUAAAAAUGAUUUCUAUAAAAAAUAAAUAAUAAUUUGGAAAUCAGUAAUUAUAAAUCUGUAUUUGUUAUUAUUGUUCAUUAUUAAUAUAAUAAUUGCAAUGAAUAUUGCCUGAUUGUAAUAUCAUGUAACUUAAAUAUCUUAUGAAAUCAAUUUGCAAUUGAUAUUUUUCUGCAGUUUUUGAAUUUCCUACAAUAUGGCUUUUAAAUCAUUCUUUCAUUUAGGCCAUAAUACAUGUAAAUGUGUUUUUAUGUCUAUACAAUUUAAAUCUAAAUUAUGUAUUAUUCAAGGAUAUACACAAGGGUAUAGACAAAUUAGAAACAUUCAUAAAUUGAGAGGUAGAACAAAACUAUCUAUAUCAAAUGAUUUUGUUAAUAAACAAUCAGGAUAUACCUCCAGUUUAUGGAAACCAUUUACUUUUACUAUUGUGUUUAGUGCAACAACAUUUAUUGCUGCUGCAAUUUGGGAAUAUGAACAUAUUAGAAAAAAAACCUAUAGUAUGAUCAGAAAUUAUAAGCAAUGGGGAAUACAUCGAACAGGAUGGAGACAUAAAAUGGAAACUUGGUGGAGAAAUUUAUCAGAAGGAGAAAGAAUAUUUGUUCCUAUAUGUUUCUUAAAUGUGCUAGUAUUUUUAUCAUGGCAUAUACCUGCAUUUCGACCAACAAUGUAUCGAUAUUUUUGUAGCAAUCCUACAUCUAACCGAUGUUGGCCAAUGUUAUUCGUAACAUUUUCUCAUUAUUCCCUUCUUCAUUUAAUUAUCAACAUGUACGUAUUAUAUGACUUCUGUAAAAUUGCUGUUACGGAAUUGGGUAGAGAACAAUUUUUGGCCCUUUAUUUGACUAGUGGAGUAGUAUCUAGUUUUUCAAGUUAUUUAUAUAAAGCUACAGUUGGUAUAAAAGAUCCUUCUUUGGGAGCUUCAGGAGCAAUAAUGGGUGUCCUUGGAUUUGUAUGUACCCAGUUUCCAAAUGUAUAUCUGUCUAUUGUUUUCCUUCCUAUGUUGAAAUUUACAGCAAGUUCGGCCAUUAAAGCUGUAAUGGGACUAGAUACUGUGGGAUGUCUUAUGCGUUGGCAACGUCUUGAUCAUGCUGCACAUUUAGGUGGAGCAUUAUUUGGAAUAUUUUGGCAAAUGUGGGGUAAUGCCAACAUAUGGCAAAAACGUGAACCGGUAUUAGUAUUUUGGCAUCAACUACGUGAACCACCUAGAUCUCAUUAAUAUCUACUUGUUAUAUAUAAUUGAUAUUAAUAUGUACUAAUAUAUAUUUUUAACAUUAUGAAAAAUUGUAAAUUUAUAAAAAGUGAAAUUAUAUAAAAAAGAAAAUGAA
Apis cerana (Asiatic honeybee) is the source of this 1447-nucleotide messenger RNA. It is a transcript of the gene rho-7, whose product is annotated as rhomboid family intramembrane serine protease rho-7. Gene Ontology annotation, molecular function: serine-type endopeptidase activity. The record is from RefSeq and is a predicted model, not a curated record. Gene Ontology annotation, cellular component: membrane. Lineage: Eukaryota; Metazoa; Arthropoda; Insecta; Hymenoptera; Apidae.